CAUGAAAGAUUCAAAAGGUGAGUGGAGACUUGGAUACUAGAUAGUUUUUUUUUUUUCAAAAGCAAUUUUUAAGAAUUUUUAAAAUUCAAAAUAAUUUUCAGAGGGCUAUAAAACUUUUCCCUGAAAUCAACUUUUGCUUAUCUUGAAUUUUGAAAAACUGCCAAUCAAACACAAUUUUAAAUUAUUAUUAUUCUUUUUUUUAAUUAAACGAAAUAAGCCUUUUGUUCCAAAAACAUUUCAGUCAAACCAUGAAACCGUUGCGGAAUUAAUUGAAAGUGCUUCAUAUGGAGAGAGAGAGAGAGAGAGAUGGCACUCCAUGCUAAGUAAUAUCAGGCCUUGUCUCCACUAUCAGCCUAGCCGAUCUUUCCCCUUCCAUCUUGUGUGAUGUAACAUGAAAAAAUAAUAAUAAUAAUAAUAAAAAAUAAAAUAAAAAUUAAUAAAAUAAAAUUGGUUUGAUGUAACUAUAUAUAAUAAUAACAUUAAAAAAACAAAAAUCAGAAUCUAGAUAUAAGAACCCCAAUCAUCAUCAGCCAAAUACAACUGUUUUUGCAUAUAUUUUUUGUUUCACUUGCCACUCUGAUAUUACAGAACAGAGUCAUUUAACCUGCAACACCUCAAACAACUCAUCUUCAUAUCAUCUUUUUGUCCUCUUCUUCUCCAAUCUAUCUUCCACAUUGUAUCACACACCUUUCACUUGAAGCUUUCAAGACAAAAUUUUGAAAUAUGUUGUCAGCAUAAUGUCACCAUUUAAAGCAAAAUUCUCAAGAUUAAUCUCAAAACAAGAAAGCAUGCCUCUUUGAGGGUGUGCAGAAUAUUGAUUACAAAGAUGUUUUUAAACCAUUUUGGGGAAAAAAGAUGAGAUUUUGAUCCACCCCCUAACUGUCAAAUACAGAUGUUUUGAGCAUAUUAAUCUCCAAAAAUGUGUAGAAUUACAUACCAACUUGAGCAAAAAGAUGAUUUUUUGCUCCACCAAUCUCUAUCUCCUCUCCCUUCACUCUCAUAUCCUGUUAGUAACUCGGAAUUUGAUAAAGAGUCAUCCCCAUCAUCACCCUCUGUUAGCAGAAUCAGUCCAGUCAUUCUUUUGGCUAUAAUAAUUCUAUCUGUUAUCUUUUUCAUCUGCGGUGUUCUUCAUCUUCUUGUUAGAUUCUUCAUGAAGAGGCCAUCUUUUUCAUCAAUCAUCUCUCAAUCCAACAGACACCCAGAAACAUCAGGGUCCCAGACUCUUCAAAGACAGCUCCAACAGCUCUUUCGAUUGCAUGACUCCGGCCUAGACCAAGCUCUCAUUGAUGCUCUACCGGUGUUCUACUACCAAGACAUUAUCAUGGGUUCUAAAGAGCCGUUUGAUUGUGCUGUGUGUUUGUGCGCGUUCUCGGAACAGGACAUGUUGAGAUUGCUUCCAAUGUGCAGCCAUGCUUUUCAUAUAAAUUGUAUAGACACAUGGCUCCUAUCAAACUCAACAUGCCCUCUUUGUAGGGGGACCCUCGGUACCUUCAACCUUCCCCCGCAGAAUCCAUCGUCUAAUCUUGCCGAAUUACCAAGGGAGCAAUUCAAUGAAAUUUCUGGUGAUGGAGAUGAUGAAUUUUCUGGCGGUCAAAAGCUAGAAAUCACACAGGAAAAUGUUGGUGAAACAAGGGUCCUCCUUGUGAGACUUGGUAAAUUUAGAAGCUUAAAUGAAGGAGGCGACGUUGGAGAGAGCAGUCAUGGGGAGACCAGCAGCUGCAAUUUGGAUGCAAGAAGAUGCUACUCAAUGGGUUCGUUUCAGUACGUUGUUGGUGACUCAAACCUGCGCGUAGAUUUGCCUCGUGUUAAUGGUGGUAAUGGUGAUGUGAGGAUUACCAGAGUAAGAGGUGACACUAUGAAAUGUGCAGUUAAUGGGGAUGUGGAGGGAAAGAAGAUCAGUGGAAGGACCAAAGGCGAGAGCUUCUCUGUUUCCAAGAUCUGGCAGUGGUCUAAGAAGGGCAAUUUACCAAAUUCUUCUUCUCUUAAUGUUGUCAAGAGAUCACGUGGGAAGAUGAAAUUGUGCCCCCCGCAGAAGUUUGGUUAAUUGCAAAAAUUUGCAGGUUAGGGGACGGAUAAUAAGAGAUUUGGCUCUUGUACGCGCAAAACCAUGAGAAUGUUUCGGAUUAAACCUCAUCCCCUGAGAACUCGUGGCGCGAGCACUGCACCGAUGCAGUGGAUUUGGGUUGUGAAACUUUGACAUGAAAACAGUUUGAUUCCACCUCAUAGACUCAUAGUGCAUGUAUGAGUCAGGCAUUGCCUUUAGUGACCUCCUUGGUGACAAACAAGGACUACUAAAGGCAGAUAAGAACACUGAUGGCAUAGCCAGGCAUUGCCAUAGUACAAUGUUGGUCAUGAUUAGUAAAUGAUGCCCAUUUCUCAACAAAGGGCUUAACAGUAAUAAGGCAAAACUUACGAUUGAAACUACUAGCUAGAUCCAAGUAUGAUGUUUGUGUUGGGAUUUAUAUGCCCUGGCAUAGCAAAUUCCUAUCUGGAUUGUAGUGACAUAUGUUCCUGACAUAUCUGAAAUAUUUAUGAUUUAUAUAAUUGGUGAAUUCAAUGUAUUAUGUUUCGAUUCACUAUGAAAUUGAUAGUGUCCAUGUAAU
Molecule: messenger RNA, 2603 nt
Organism: Cornus florida
Lineage: Eukaryota; Viridiplantae; Streptophyta; Magnoliopsida; Cornales; Cornaceae
Product: RING-H2 finger protein ATL47-like
Exons: 2
Coding region: 920-2044 (374 amino acids)
Source: RefSeq, a predicted model, not a curated record